AUGGAUCUUCUAUUAGUCUUACCUGGAUUUGAAACAAAGCACUUCGCACAUAUCCUACCUCCCCUGGAGCGAGCUAAAGUCACCACCGUCGACGUCAUCACUCUUGACUCACUCGAGAUCGCGAAACGUGCCCGUGUACCUCCCGCAGAUGUUCGCCGGCUCUCCUCCUCUAUUGUCGAGGCAUUGCAUACCGAUAUUGGCUUUGAAAAGCCACAUACAAACACAGGGACCAGCGAUGAGCCUAGCUCUAGUAUAAACCCUGAUGCGGCGAGGACACUCAGCUCCUCGACGAAACGCGCGUUGCAAUGGAACACUAUAAGCACCCUUGACCCCACGAUGGAUGCACUGCUAGGAGGCGGGAUUCCAACGGGGUAUGUCACAGAAAUUACAGGCGAGAGUGGAAGCGGCAAGACCCAGUUCCUUCUCAGCCUAUGUCUAGCCGUCCAGCUACCCAAACCACAGGGGCUACGACGGCGUGCCAUGUACAUAUCGACAGAACAUCCAUUAUCUACGCCCCGACUUUCACAGCUCCUAGAAUGCCAUCCUGUCCUCUCAGCACUCCCGGCCGAGCAGGCGCCCUCGCUACAGAAUAUACUGUCCGUCAACGCCAUGGACCUGGAGAUGCAAGAUCAUAUCUUGAAUUUCCAACUUCCCGUCGCGAUCGAACGUUAUGACAUCGGCCUAGUCAUCAUCGAUUCAAUAACAUCCAAUUACCGCGCUGAACACGAAUCGAACAGCAUGCAAGCCCUCGCCAAGCGAUCAACCGAGCUCGCAAAACUAGGCCAUCUACUGCGCAAUCUCGCCGUAAAGGAAGACGUCGCUAUCGUGCUCUCGAACCAAGUCUACGACCGUUUCGAGCCUAUAAAAAGCAGCCAGUCAACCCCACGCGCAGGGUUUCCAUCCAUACCAAGUCAAACGGCAGGACGUGGAUCCGGCCCUGCCUCCCCCUUCCCGAAGUCUCGCACUGAACAGCUAGCUACUGGAAAUAGCCAGCAGCCGCCAUCCUCUACCCCUGCUAUUUCCUCAUCGCCAUAUCACGCACCACAUGAUAAAUACUUCGACGGCUCGUACCUGAUUGCUCCUCGAGCACACAGUAGCUUGUUGAACGUCGCUCACCAGGAGCGCUUCCACUCUGGCUGGGGAGAUGGCGCAUACCCGGAGACUGGACCACUGAAGAAUCCAGCCCUAGGACUCGUCUGGUCAACGCAGAUCGCCUGUCGAAUCGCACUGAAAAAGGAAGAGUCUUUCACUGUAGGCGUUUCUAUGGGUGACGAUGCAUCCACACAGGAAUCUCAAUUCCAAGAUGGAGUCAAUGGCAACACCUCUCGAGACCCGGACUCAUUAGCAAUGCCUGCUCCCUAUCGCAAGAACCAAAUCUCUAAUUCGCAGAACUACCAGCCCAACCCAGGCUCUGAAUCCACCACACGGAGGACUAUGAAACUUGUGUUCUCACCAUGGACGGCAGGGCCGAAGGAUACACCGAGAAAGGGCCAACCGAAUAGAAGAAAUGGCGAGGUAGAGUUUGAAAUCUGGAAAGGUGGCGUGAGAAGUACGUGUCGUGGUGAAUGA
Molecule: messenger RNA, 1569 nt
Organism: Penicillium roqueforti
Lineage: Eukaryota; Fungi; Ascomycota; Eurotiomycetes; Eurotiales; Aspergillaceae
Product: putative DNA repair protein (Rad57)
Exons: 2
Coding region: 1-1569 (522 amino acids)
Biological process (GO): DNA repair; DNA recombinase assembly; mitotic recombination
Molecular function (GO): single-stranded DNA binding; ATP-dependent DNA damage sensor activity; DNA strand exchange activity
Source: RefSeq, a predicted model, not a curated record